AUCAAGCACCUAGGCAUGCGGACUGCUUCUACAAACAUUAGUGAAAGAAUGGGUUGCUCUCAGGAGCUCAAUGAAUUCAAGCGUGGUACCAUGAUAGGUUGCCACCUGUGCAAUAAGUCUAUUCGUGAAAUUUCCUUACUACUAAAUAUUCCACAAUCAACUGUUAGUGGUAUUAUAAGAAAGUGGAAGCAACUGGGAACAACAGCAACUCAGCCACCAAGUGGUAGGCCAUGUAAAAUGAUAGAGCGGGGUCAGCGCAUGCUGAAGAGCACAGUGCGCAGAAGUUGCCAAUUAUCUAUAGAGUCAAUAGCUAAAGAUCUUUAAACUUCAUGUGGCCUUCAGAUUAGCACAACAGUAGUGCAUAGAGAGCUUCAUAGAAUGGGUUUCCAUGGCCGAGCAGCUGCAUCCAAGCCUUAAAUCACCAAGUGUAAUGCAAUGAGUUGGAUGCAGUGGUGUACAGCACGCCGCCACUGGACUCUAGAGCAGUUACUUGUCUGACUGCAUUGUGCCAAGUGUAAAAUUU
This is a messenger RNA of Staurois parvus, 523 nucleotides long. The record is from the annotation of a GenBank genome assembly. Lineage: Eukaryota; Metazoa; Chordata; Amphibia; Anura; Ranidae.